AUGAUGCCAGCUUACAGCCGUCCCAUUCCCGUCCGUUCUGCCGAUGAUAUUUGGCAUCGACACGAGGCUCAGAUCAAAGACCUGUAUCAGAACCAAGGGAAGAAAUUGAAAGAGGUGAAGCAUCUGAUGGAGGAGAAGGGAUUUCCAAAGAAACCUAUCCCCGAGCCCGCUCCCGCCUGGAAUUACAAUACGAACCCCAUCGCCAGGAACAUCUCCUUCACCAACAAUACCGCCAGCAGCUCAGCUAGUAGCGUCAGAUGUGUUGACACACUGCAGCUCUACAAUAGCACUCACACGUGUACCGAUGCAGAAUUCUGUAGUUGCACCGGCUUGGCAAAUGCAGAACCUCACGAUGUACUCUUUGUCCUGUCUCUUACAAGAAUGCGCCACAACUAUUCCAUGGCUAGAAUUUUGCCAGUCGAUGCAACCGAAAUUACUGCUUCGGAAACCCGCUUGGACUUGCUUCCAAGAGAUCGACCCAUCCCACCGCGCCCCUCACCCGACCUUGGCUACAGAGUUGCAAUGUCUGGAGGCCACAUUCAGCUCAGUGAAUUCAUUUCGACGGCUAUAUUCCUAUUAUCGAAUGAUCUCUACGACCUCAGGGAUAGCGACCAAGGAUUGGAGCUCCUAUGCUCACUUUUGGACCGUGAUCCUUCCUUGACUACCGCAUUACUACGCAAUCGCGUGCCAAGUCCCACAAUAGCAUAUGUGACACCCGUGGAGCCGGUAGAAAUGCGGUCGACAUUCAAGCGGGGAUAUCUCAAGCGGUCGAUGUUCCUAGCACUCGUUCACGAUUUCAACAGCAGCAAGAAUGAAGACGUGCUAGCACUGGAGUUGUUCUUGACCAACGGUGCAAACGUUGACGAGUAUACUCGCGGGAGUGACGUAACAGUACUUUGGAGAUCGCUGGUCGGCCGACACGAAAUUUCUGACGCUACACGACCGACUGUUCUGGACGAAGCGUUCUAUGUCAAUCGCCCUUUGUUCGAAAAGCUAGUCCCCUUUAGCAAAGUACCGGUUUCAAGGAUAACAAGAACCGGUCUCCUCAUCGCUCUAGAGGACGGCACACAAACCCUGCGGGACUAUCUUUUGGCUCGACAGUCUACGACGCCCUCAUUCAACUGGCGAAAUAUACAAUCACUAUUGGAAUUGGUAUUGGCUGAACAGUUCAUGGUACCGCAAAGACUCGAUUUGAGGGUUGUACAAGGCCUUAUUCAGUAUGGCGUCGACAUUGAGAUGCCUUCGAUUCGACUCGGUCUCGAAAGGUAUUUGUACGAAUACAAUCUUGAUCCAGCUUGGCAUCAAUUUAGUAAUGACAAUGAGAGGAUUGAGCUGUUGGACAUGCUUCUGACACGAGGGGGUAUCGUAGGAGAACGAGUUCUCGAAGAAGCUGUUGCACAGUACGGGAUCCGCGGCUUGGAAUCUGUGGUAUCGCGUCGUACGGACUUUGGGACCAAAGCCGUCCCAGCGUUAGCAAGAGCGGCGGGGUUGAACAAUUUUGAGGCCGUCGAGUUCUUCUUCCAAAAUGGCGUCGAUCCGCACGCAUUCAUCACUGUGCAUGACCGGAGCUACAGUAUCCAGGCUGUCGCAACUCGAUGGACGGACUGCGGGUGCAGCCUCGAGAUGAUGCAAUUUUUGGCUAGACAUGGUGCAAGGCUAGUCGUCACCCCUGAAGAUUCAACGCCCUUUGACUUCGCAAGGCUUCUGCUUCGACAAUUUGACUCCGACACGUUGGCCAAAAUUAAAUACGUUGUCAGCACAUUGAUGGAAGAGAAGAGCACGUGCUCUCUCCCAGCAUAUCUAUUGGAAUCAUGCUUCAGAGGACGGAACGACCGUGAACAUUCGGAGGAGAGACUGGAAAUAUUCGAAUACCUUUUCAGACAAGGGGCAGAGGUGAGCCCAGGCUCCCCUCUUGCAGGCCUUGCCGCAGCAGGUGGGCGGGGAAAACUCGUGCGAGAAGUAAUGUCUUCGGGAUCCGACUUGAACGCGUAUUGGGUUAAUGAUUAUUGGGCCGGAUAUACACCUCUUCAAGCGGCGGCAGACAACGGGGAUGAAACACUGGUCUGCCUGUUUCUAAGGGAAGGAGCCGACGUCAACAGCCCCGCACGCGGCAAGUGUGGUUUUACGGCGCUGCAAGGUAUCUGUUCUUGGAGUCCAGCCACCGAGGAGGAGCAUCAACGCAAGAUGAGGAUCUGCCGUCUCCUGAUCGACCAGGGCGCAGAUGUCAAUGCCGCACCUGCUAGAGGCGGAGACACAGCUUUAUCGUACGCAGCACUUAGGGGAGAUCUGGAGGUCGCUGCGCUUUUACUCCGAGAGGGCGCUGACGUCAACGCACCACCAUCCAAGCACCGCGGAAAGUCAGCUUUAGACGGGGCUGCCCAAUUCGGACGGUUGGACAUGGUCAAGUUCCUACUAAACGCCAAUGCUUUGAGUGAUGAACGUGGUGCAACUGGAUAUGAUGGCGCCAUUUCGGAGGCUGAAGGAUUUGGUCAUUCAGCCGUCGCAGAUUUGAUUCGCAAUCAUGCGGCAAAAGUCGAGGCAGGAACUCUGUUCAACCCUGAACUUGAGAAAUUGCAAAAGGACUACCGCAUUUAUGGAUUUCGCACGGACGAUGAAUCCUCCUCAGAUGAUGACUACGAGUCUUUUUUAGGUCAUGACUACGAGUCUUCGGAGGGUGACGGUGAAGACAUGGACGCAAAUGGUGGGACAUUUGGACCAACAAACGCAGAGUCAAGCUACAGGGAGACAGCGCAGACGGAGCCGGACGAGCAAGUCGUUGCAGAAAGUCGCGCCUUGAGCUACUCAGACCCGGGGUUUGUUCCAUCUGGGGAGAAUUGGCCAACAGAUAUGUGGGACGAGCACACACAACCUACCGAACUUCAGGUCCCAACUGGAACAUGGACGGGACAAGUCGCUGCAAAUACUACAGCAUGCGACAGUAAGCCUUACGCAAUAGCAUUGUGCACAAGUAUGGCAUCAGACUUUGUUCUGACCUCGGAUUCUUCUAGGAUCACUUCCAGAACGGGAACUGCGGAACUCGACUCGGGGCUGUCGGGUCGGGACAUUUCACACCGCAACGUCGCGCUGAACUGGAUGCAAGGCGCUGUUUGCCAACGAGAAUUCACUUUGGACAUCUGUAUUGGAGGCAUUAAACGUGGGAACCCACGUCUAGCAGGCUCAAGUGAUGCCUUUCCCUGGGCAGGAUUCAUCGUCGUCAACCUACGAAGCCCAACACAAACCCUCACAAUGCAUUCGGGCAAGGUGAUCGCAAUUUUCUGUGCAGCUGCAGCGCACGUUGCAGUCGCCGCAAAUUCAUGGAUUGCCCCAGGGGCAGUCUGGUAUGACACGGCCGGCAACAAGAUCGACGCUCAUGGCGGUAACAUCGUGAAGAGGGGUGAUACAUUCUACUGGGUCGGCCAGAGCGCAGCCAGCUCUGAGACGCCCUUGAUGUACUCAUCCAAGGACCUGCUCAACUGGGACAACCUGGGCAAGCAGGCGUCAUCCAUCACAGGCAUGUGGCGGCCCAAGAUUGCCAAGCCAAAUGGAUCGUUCUGGCUGUACGGGCAGCAAGACCGUUACGCGCUGUCACUACGGUCCACGCAGAUGGUCGGAGGCUACACGCAGGUGGCCAAGGUUCACCUCCCGCCGAGCGACUACAGCUAUUCCGACACGGGCAUGUUCCUGGACGACGACGGGACGUGGUACCUACUCACGAGCGCAGACCACAACAUCGUGCAGAUAAACCGGAUCAACUCGGACGGGGCCGUCGGCGACCGGGUCACCUCCUUCGCCAAGGGCGCAUACGAGGCCCCGGGGCUGUUCAAGGUCAGCGGCGUGUACUACCUGAUCGUCUCCGGCAAGACGGGCUGGCGGGCGAACCCGAACAAGGUCUUCUGGGCGACGUCGCUGGGCGGCACGUGGAGCGGCGGCACAGACGUGGCGCCCGCGGCCGAGAACACGUACGGCUCGCAAAACACGUUUGAGCUCACCAUCAAGGGGUCGUCAGCCACGACCUACGUCUACAUGGGCGACGCGUGGGACUCAAGCGGGGGCACGAGCUCCAACUAUAUCUGGCUGCCCAUGGCUGUGGACACUAGUGCCCAUACCGUCACGUUGCAGUACCACUCCAUGUGGAAGGUGGACGUGAAUACCGGCGUCGUCUCUUAUCCCAGCACCAAGAAGCGAUAUGAGGCGGAGGAGGCCGAUUUGUCUGGCAGGGCUGCCGUUGCCUCUUGCGAGCAUUGCAUCACCAAGCGACAAGUAAACAAAGUCUCGCCUGGCAGUGAGGUUGUAUUCAACAAUGUCACCGGCACGGACUCUCUGGAAUGGUACACCUUCCACUACGAAGUCAGCGACCCUGAAGCGGGCGAGGCCCAAAUCUUCGUUAACGAUGAGAUCCACCCGACGAACCUGUCAGACCUCAACUCCCGCGCCGGGAGACAUCGCGCGGUUCCUGUCCAGCUCAAACUACGAGAGGGUGACACGAACACGAUCCGAUUUGGAGCCAUUGGAGACAAGAGUUUCGAAGUUAGUGUCGAUGGCAUCGAGCUCCAUGACGAUUGA
This is a messenger RNA of Diaporthe amygdali, 4563 nucleotides long. Its product is annotated as glycosyl hydrolase family 43 protein. The coding region runs from base 1 to 4563 and encodes 1520 amino acids. The record is from RefSeq and is a predicted model, not a curated record. NCBI's taxonomy places the organism in Eukaryota, Fungi, Ascomycota, Sordariomycetes, Diaporthales, Diaporthaceae. The transcript is spliced from 10 exons. Gene Ontology annotation, biological process: carbohydrate metabolic process. Gene Ontology annotation, molecular function: hydrolase activity, hydrolyzing O-glycosyl compounds; protein binding.